Cucurbita pepo subsp. pepo (vegetable marrow) is the source of this 1917-nucleotide messenger RNA. Its product is annotated as alpha-taxilin-like protein. Lineage: Eukaryota; Viridiplantae; Streptophyta; Magnoliopsida; Cucurbitales; Cucurbitaceae. The record is from RefSeq and is a predicted model, not a curated record. Gene Ontology annotation, molecular function: syntaxin binding.
AAUGGCAAUUGCGGGAAGAAAUAAAAAAAAAGUUGACGCUAUUGAAAUCGGUUCGGGGAGCUUCGGGGGCUGGACUGAGUCACUGCACGGACACCGUAGAUCGCUCCGCCGGUGUCAACUUCACCGUUCUCAAGCAGCUUGAAGGACAUCCAGCACAAGAUGACGGUGAACGACUACCUGAAUUUCUAAUACUUCAGAAGUCGUGAGACAAGUACUCCAAGAUUGAGUGUUGGUUCUGAUUUAGCGGGAAAACAUUUCAACCUGCUGGGUAGACAAGGUUGCGUUAUUCCCAUACUAAAAGUCGUAUGGAGAACCCAGGUCUAAAUCACCCUCCUGAAGUUAAUUCAUCGCUGGAUGAUUUUGUUGAAAGCUCCGCAGAAACUCAAACACCUUCAGCUCAAAUUUCUGAACAAGCGAAGCCAUUAGAUUGCAUAUACAAAGCCCAAUCAGAAUCUGAUUGUUCCAAUAGGCAAAGGCAUGAGAUUGUGGAAACUUCUGAAACUGAACCGUACAAAACAGAGAAGACCCAGAAGUUAGAAAGUUUUCCUGUUGCUUUAUCUGAGACAGAAAAAUUUAAUAAUUCGGAGGGUUUGGAAAAGGUGGCUGAUAAGAGCUGUACGGAACAAGCAGAAACUGCCAUUCUUAAUGUUAAAGAAGCUUCUAACGAGACUUCAAUUGAUGAGUCUGGAUGCAGCAAAAUAAAAGGACAAGCUCAAGAGGAAGCUCAAAGUUCAGAGAAGGGUGGUGACUUAGAUGCAUCCAUAACACAUGAGAAGGAAAUAUUGUCAACAAAGGUUGUUGAAGGUGCAAAAAACAUAAAGCCUGAAAGUGCUGAAGUCAAACGCAAGAAUCCAAAGCGGACAUUUAAGACAGAAAAGGAAUUUCUUGAAUUUACUUUAAAGUAUCACCAAGUUCUUACAGAAAGAGAUGCAGCUAUUGUUGUCCGGGACCGGUUGGAGUCACUAUGCAGGGAGUUGCAGCGUCAAAACAAAAUGCUAAUGGAUGAAUGCAAACGGGUCUCAACUGAGGGACAGAGCCUGAGAACAGAAUUAUCAGUCAAGUUUCAGGAUGCAAUCAAGGAUGUUAGCAUUAAGCUAGAAGAGCAAAAGGAUGAAUGCCUUGCCCAGCUGAAAGAGAAUGAAACCUUAAGGAAUAAACUGAAGCAACUAAUUGACCAGUUUGCUCUUUCCGAACAGCAAUUUGCACAGAAGUUGAAGCAGAAAACACUAGAACUUCAGAUUGCUGAUCUGAAAACUAAGCAAUGUGAGGAGAAACUGAUUCAGGAACAAUCUCAAAUGAAAUCAUAUGCAGAGCAAAUUUCACAAUUAUUAGCAACAGAAAAAAAUCUGCGUUUACAACUAACAGCUGAUGGAGAAAAGUUUCAACAAUUCCAAGAUGCAUUAUUAAAAAGCAAUGAGGUAUUUGAAACCUUCAAACAAGAAAUUGAGAAGAUGACAAAAUCCAUCAAGGAACUCAAGAAGGAAAAUUCAUUCUUGAAGAGCAAAUGUGAGAAAUCAGACGUUACUCUUAUUGAGCUUCUUGAUGAGCGGGAAGGCUUGAAGAAACAGCUGGAGAAAACCAAGAAUCAGAAAGAAAAGCUCGAAUCGUUGUGUCGAUCGCUUCAGGCCGAAAGGAAACAAAGUUCCAUGGGAAGCAACAGCUCUGAUUCAACUUCAGUGUGAAGCCUUAACUUAUUCUGUUAAAAUAUGAAAUUUCCUGAGAGGAUUUCAAUACAUAACUCUUACAUUGCAACUUGACUGUCUUCAAGCUGAGCAAAUAGUUAUUUUGUGAUUUUAAGAUUACCAUGUCCAUGUCCAUGUCCAUUGUUGUCAGCUUUUCUAGGAUUAAAACUGAUUUUUCUUGCCAAAGGAAGAACUCUUGUUUCCAAUGAUCACUGGAUAGUUAUUAUUUUAUCGU